This is a messenger RNA of Dovyalis caffra, 756 nucleotides long. Lineage: Eukaryota; Viridiplantae; Streptophyta; Magnoliopsida; Malpighiales; Salicaceae. The record is from the annotation of a GenBank genome assembly.
AUGGCGGCCAAUUUCUGGACCUCUUCUCACUACAAGCAGCUUUUUGACCAAGAAGAAGUUGAUGUGGUGCACCCACUAGACAAAGAAAAAGGCAUAACUCUUGAAGAUUUCAAGCUCAUUAAGAUGCAUAUGGCCAAUUAUAUAGGCAAAUUGGCUCAACAAGUUAAAGUGAGGCAAAGGGUUGUUGCUACUGCAGUUGCAUAUAUGAGGCGUGUCUAUACCAGAAAGAGUAUGUCGGAAUACGAUCCACGUCUUGUAGCCCCAACCUGCUUGUAUUUGGCAUCAAAAGCAGAAGAGAGCACAGUGCAAGCCAGACUUCUUCCAUUUUUCAUCAAAAAAUUAUAUUCUGAUGACAAGUAUAGAUAUGAAAUCAAAGAAAUACUUGAGAUGGAAAUGAAGAUUCUGGAAGCUCUUAACUAUUAUCUAGUGGUAUUUCAUCCUUAUCGUUCAUUGCCUCAAUUUUUGCAGGAUGCUGGCAUAAACGAUAUAACUAUGAUUCAGUUAACAUGGGGACUUGUGAACGACACCUACAGGAUGGAUUUGAUUCUUAUACAUCCCCCGCAUCUUAUUGCUUUAGCCUGCAUAUACAUUGCUAGUGCGUAUAGAGAAAAAGAUACGACAGCAUGGUUUGAAGAGCUCCGCGUAGAUAUGAAUGUGGUGAAAAAUAUUUCUAUGGAGAUAUUAGAUUUUUAUGAAAGCCAUAGAUUGAUUACAGAUGAGAAAGUUACUGCUGCUUUUAACAAACUGAAGCCCUAA